Molecule: messenger RNA, 2770 nt
Organism: Cydia strobilella
Lineage: Eukaryota; Metazoa; Arthropoda; Insecta; Lepidoptera; Tortricidae
Gene: Cul1
Product: cullin-1
Exons: 21
Coding region: 352-2721 (789 amino acids)
Biological process (GO): protein ubiquitination; SCF-dependent proteasomal ubiquitin-dependent protein catabolic process
Cellular component (GO): SCF ubiquitin ligase complex
Molecular function (GO): protein-macromolecule adaptor activity; ubiquitin protein ligase binding
Source: RefSeq, a predicted model, not a curated record
GCGGAAAAUAAACAAAACCCGGAAAUCUGUCUGUUCGUGUUCUUUUUUCUCUACGUGCGUGAAAUGGUCAAUCGAAAGACCAAACUUUAUUUGCAAUAUUGUAUAUUUGUAUCAAUUAGUGCUUAAAUAUAUAUAGUUAAUAAUAAUAAACCUCGCAUUUAAUUGUGUUGUGUGCUAGAUCUGAAGUGAAGUGAAAUGUGGUCGAUGACAGUGUAAAACUAAUAAAACCCCAGCAAUUAAAUUAUGUUAUUGUAAAUAACAAUAUAUCUGUGAUCUCUUGUGUAUAGCCGCUAGUUUAUUGUACACGUUAAUCAGUGUUAAUUAAUUAUUUAGUUUGUUUAUGAGUCUACGAUGAGUGGUGUUAGCUUGAAACCGCCGCCGCCGCUAAAGCAAAUUGAUUUGGAUCAGAUAUGGGGCGACCUGCGCGAGGGCAUAGAACAUGUCUACAGGAAACAACACAUGGAGAGGAAGAGAUACAUGGAGCUGUAUACUCAUGUAUACAACUACUGCACCUCGGUGCAUCAGAACACGUUCACCGGAAGCGGGUCGUCGCACAGCCGCCCGCAGGGCAGCUACGCGAGGCAGACCCAGGGCACUAGCCUUGUCAAUAAGAAACAGAGUCCAGCGACGACCGGCGGCGCUCAGCUGGUCGGCUUGGAGCUCUAUAAGCGCCUUAGGGAGUUCCUCAGGAACUAUCUCGUCAAUCUCCUUAAGAACGGAGCCGAUCUGAUGGGUGAAGAUGUCCUCGCGUUCUACACCAACCAGUGGGAAGAAUACCAGUUCAGCUCGCGCGUGCUUAACGGAGUCUGCGCUUACCUCAACCGGCAUUGGGUUAAGCGUGAGUGCGAGGAGGGCAGGAAGGGGAUUUACGAGAUUUAUCAGCUGGCAUUGGUCACGUGGCGCGACAAUUUGUUCAAAUGUUUGAACAAGCAGGUCACCAACGCUGUGCUGAAGCUGAUCGAGCGAGAACGCAACGGAGAGACUAUUAACACGAGACUUGUUUCUGGGGUGAUCAACUGCUACGUAGCCCUGGGCCUGAAUGAGGAGGACCCGAGCGCCCGCGGACAGAACCUCGCCAUCUACAAGGAUACAUUCGAGGCGGUAUUCUUGGAAGAUACGGAGAGGUUCUACACUCGAGAAAGUACUGAAUUCCUGAGGAAUAACCCGGUCACUGAGUACAUGAUCAAGGCCGAGCAGCGUUUACAAGAGGAACAGCGACGUGUACAAGUAUACUUGCACGAGACGACAAUGGAGCGACUCGCCAAAACUUGCGACAGAGUGCUCAUAGAGAAACACCUCGAGAUAUUUCACGCCGAGUUCCAGAAACUCCUAGAUGGCGAUAAGAACACCGACUUAGGUCGGAUGUACAGCCUUCUCGCUCGCAUCCCGGACGGCCUCACCGAGCUGCGUCGUCUGCUUGAACAACACAUUCACGCCCAAGGGCUCCACGCUAUCGACAAGUGCGGGGAACCCGCGCAUACGGACCCGAAGGUGUACGUUUCAACGAUACUGGAAGUGCACAAGAAAUACAACGCGCUCGUGUUGGUCGCAUUCAACAACGAUUCCGGCUUCGUGGCCGCCUUGGACAAGGCUUGCGGACGAUUCAUUAACAGCAACGCCGUCACUCGCGCCGCAAACUCCUCGUCCAAGAGUCCCGAGUUGCUGGCCAAGUACUGCGACCUGUUGCUGAAGAAAUCCAGCAAAAAUCCCGAGGAGGCGGAGCUGGAAGACACGCUCAACCAAGUGAUGGUUGUGUUUAAAUACAUAGAAGACAAGGAUGUGUUCCAGAAAUUCUACAGUAAGAUGCUCGCCAAGCGGCUCGUCCAGCACAUGUCGGCCAGCGAUGACGCCGAAGCAUCAAUGAUCUCAAAACUGAAGCAGGCAUGCGGGUUCGAAUACACGAGUAAGCUGCAGAGGAUGUUCCAGGACAUCGGCGUAUCAAAAGACUUGAACGAGAACUUCCGAAAGCACAUGUCGAACAGCUCGGAGCCGUCCCUGCACAUCGACUUCAGCAUCCAGGUGCUCUCUUCGGGUUCCUGGCCCUUCCAGCAAUCAUCUUCCUUCCAACUGCCCACAGAACUCGAGCGUUCAGUGAGCCGCUUCACGACGUUCUACUCGUCUCAACACUCGGGCCGCAAGCUCAACUGGCUGUACAACAUGAGCAAGGGCGAGCUCGUCACCAACUGCUUCAAGAACAGAUACACGCUUCAAGCCAGCACGUUUCAAAUGGCGGUGUUGUUACAAUACAACGAGAAUACAGCGUGGAGCGUGCGCCAGCUAGAACAACAUACAGGCAUUAAGGGAGAUUUUCUCGUUCAGGUGCUGCAAAUCCUGCUGAAGGCCAAGCUGCUGGUGUGCCAGGAAGACGAGACCGAGCUGACAGAGUCAUCCAUAGUGGAACUCUACGUAGGAUAUAAGAACAAGAAACUAAGGGUGAAUAUCAACAUCCCGCUGAAGACGGAACUGAAGGUGGAACAGGAGGCCACACACAAACACAUCGAGGAGGACCGGAAGAUGCUUAUACAGGCGGCGAUCGUACGGAUAAUGAAGACCAGAAAGACGCUGAAACACCAACAUCUGGUAGUGGAGGUGCUCAACCAGCUCUCGUCGCGGUUCAAGCCGCGCGUUCCCGUCAUUAAGAAAUGCAUCGACAUCCUGAUAGAGAAGGAAUAUCUGGAGCGCACCGAGGGAGAGAAGGACACAUAUAGCUACUUGGCGUGAUUGAACCAGACAAUGUAUAUGAAUUAAUGAAUAUAACAAUAUUAAUGUA